Molecule: messenger RNA, 3195 nt
Organism: Kwoniella mangroviensis CBS 8507
Lineage: Eukaryota; Fungi; Basidiomycota; Tremellomycetes; Tremellales; Cryptococcaceae
Exons: 8
Coding region: 1-3195 (1064 amino acids)
Source: RefSeq, a predicted model, not a curated record
AUGAGUGCCAACCCCGCACAAGUCCCUCGGACCGACCAAUCGUCAUCGAUGGACCCUAACCCUCUUCCUUUCCCUGCUCAGACCUCUUCCUCGACUCACGCUGAUUCGAGGUCAGAGCUCAGUCCAAAGGUCAACUCAUCACAACCUUCUGCUACCCUCGGUCAGAAUUCUAACAUAAUUGACCCCACUUCGAAUUGCAACCUUGGUCAGCAACCCUACGAGGGAAAUCGUUCUUCGAUGCCUGAAGCCGGUCCAAGCUCACGACCUUCUGCCCUAUUCACGACGAAUGGAAAAUCGUCUACAUCACCCCGCGCAGGGACCAAGCAGAAACCUAUAGUAGUAGAGGAAAAGGAAGAAGGGGAAAUCAGUGAUGACGAAGUGGUCGAGAUUAAUGCUAUACCUGAACCAAGGAGAUCGGUGUCACAGCAACCAGCUCCUCCACCGUCGACAGUCUUUCCCCGUCCCGUUAUACCUCCGUCUCCCCCGCAGCGGGCGAUACAACCACAUCCUCGCAGACAAGAUUUACAGAAUCGCAUAGCACCACCGUUCACUCCCCCAAAUACCCACAAUCGUCCCUUGAGCAAAACCCAAAGGAAGAAGAUGGAGAGACGAGCUAAGGCUGAGAUGAACGCUCAGAGAAGACAGUAUUCACCGUACAAUCAAACUCCAUAUCGCCAGUACGAUCAACAAUCAGCAUCAUCAUCUCCUUCAUCGAUACUCCCAAAUAUCGCACCGCCUGCGGUUCAAGGUAAAGGGAAAGGGAAGGAAAAGGAGAGGGAAGAGGAGGAAGCAGAAGUAUCUUUGGAGUUGAACGAUACCGUUGCUCCAGCAGCCGCUAACAUGUCACCUGAAGAAGUCGAACAAUAUAUCGAUAUCAUUCGUAACCUGAUUUCCGAGGGUGUCUCGCCAGACACUUUGGUUCAACGUGGUGCUUCUCCCGAAUACGUCAUGAAAGUCUGUCAAGAGAUAGUCGAUGGUACCAAGAAAAGAAAAGCUUUAUGGCUAGAAAUGAGAGAACAACCCAGAGCAGAUAGUGAAGCUCCAUCGCUGCCCCCUCCAGAUCCUGAAAAUAAAUCACCUAGUCCUGAGGUGGAAGUGGUAACAGUGAAUCAGAGCGGAAUACCAGGGUUGGAAAGGGUCAAAAGUGACGAUUCAAAUGAUUCUAACCUUCAUAAUCCCAUAGAAAGAAUGAACAAAACCCAAAAUGGAAACGCACCCACAGCAACAUUCAAGCCCACUCAACCCGUUAGAAUCGAAAGCUAUAAACCUGGUCAACCAUCAAGACCUCCCUCACAACCUUUCUCUUACUCCAGCAUCCCUACUGAGCCUACGCAUCGAUCAAAGAAGAAACAGAGAGACGGUAUAUUGGCAGUUGGAUCGGAUGUCAUUCUCAACUAUGACGAUGCAGCAACUCACCCUGCUCAACCAUCUCAGCCCAAACUUCUUCCAUCGGCAGCAAGACUGGGUACAUCCAAUCCAUUCUCUGUUCUCGAUACUAUCCCACUUACCCCGCCAUUCUCGCCACCUCCCAUCGUCAAAGCUAUGGUACAAGCAGAUGUCCCACCUGAACCUACAGCACCCCCGCCUCCCGCCCCACCACCACUCACCGCUGAACAAACUCUUCAAAAUACCUUAUUAGAAAGCAGACGGAAAGCGAUGGAGAGUAUGCGACGUCGUCGGGCGGCUGUACCAAGACCGAUAUCAUCGACGCAGUCAAUCACAGAGGUUGAAGUCUCCGCAGAAUCCACAACUGUAGCCGAAGAUCAAGCUAUCGAAUUCCGAAGGUCGAUCGAAGAGCAAAUGGCAAGUAUCGAGAAGGAAGUCCUGGAAGCUGCUGCUGCCGCGAUCGAAGAUAAACCGAAUGAAUCUGAAGCUGAACUUGGGCCUGAACCCGACGAGGACGAAGAAGAACAGAUGGAUUUAGAUGAACCCGAAGAAGGUGAAAUUAUACCCCCUCUUAUUGAUUCAUCUAUCUCAGAACCGGUCAUUCCACCACUCAUUGGUUCAGCACCACUACCCAUUCGGCCACCACGAGGUAUCAAACGAAUGCAUGCUGAAGAUCUGAAUGAGAAUAAAGCUACCUCACUCCCUACACGAAGCUUACCUCCAGCCAAGCGUAAACCUUUCGGAGCAAAUCAACGUGCUCAGCGACUCUUACUCCAUCUGGAUGAUUCCGACUCUGACUCUUCGGAUGAUGAGGAUACGCCUACGUCAAACGUCAUUUUUACUCCUACUGGUGACGUCGAUAUCAUCGAGAGACAAAGGAUGUUAGAAGAGAAAGAGGCUAGUAUCAGAAAACUGAAAGAGCAGAUUGCAGCUCGAAUGGCAGCUAGGAGGAAGAAAGGAGACGAUACUCCUACGGGCUGUACGCCUAUGGAGAAGACUUCGAGUCAAGAUACUGCUUCGCAGGUAGUGCGAAAUGCUCUACAACCGGCUGAGGGAGAGAAUGGCAGUAUAUCACCUAUCCCCGCUGAUGUCCAGCAAUUGACUAAGGAGCUGGUCCAAGCCGAAGCUGAGGUCGAGGCUAUGGAUAUCGAUCCUGUACCUGAGUCUAUCAAGGGAGAAAAUCGCGAAAUGGCCUCUGAAGUCGAGCCUGUUGAUGAUAAGCGACGCCUUCGAUCAAUCUCACCCUCAGUCAUACAAACGAACGAUCAGAAGACAGUCCCCAAUGUACCUAGCCAAGCGUCGAUUUCUACAUUCACCGAUUAUCAACCUUUGUUAAAUCGGUACCCUCAACUCAACAACACGACCGUUGAUCCAUCGCUCUUGCCUUUUAUUCAAAUCGAUACCACAUCAUCACAGCACGAUUCGCCUCAUUUGAUCGAUACUGAGAGGCUUUUUGGCCAUAUUGAUCGACGAUUGCUAAACUCAAUCAUACUGACUCGACUUUUACAGGCCAACCCGUCUAUGGUAGCUUGUCAAGCUGAGAUGGGCGGUGGGACAUGCGCCGACAGGACAUGUAAAGAUCUGCAUCUGGAUAAAGGGAUCAUACCAACUGACGACGAUCUGGUGGAAUAUAUCGGUCAAGUUUUGUUAAGUCAAGGCGGUCAAUACAAUGAUAAUGUCAAGAUUAGAAAAGCCUUCAUCGAAGCUCAAGAGGAACUGCGAAGAAAUGGUCCUGUCAAUUUGGAGCCAGAUCAAGGAAUGAUAGCACUGAUGAAGAAAGUUGGGCAAAUCCUCGAGCACACUAUAUGA